Molecule: messenger RNA, 627 nt
Organism: Acomys russatus (golden spiny mouse)
Lineage: Eukaryota; Metazoa; Chordata; Mammalia; Rodentia; Muridae
Gene: Tnnc1
Product: troponin C1, slow skeletal and cardiac type
Exons: 5
Coding region: 112-627 (171 amino acids)
Cellular component (GO): myosin II complex
Molecular function (GO): calcium ion binding
Source: RefSeq, a predicted model, not a curated record
GUGGGCUGGGCUGGGAAUGCAGCAGGAGGUGGAGGGAGGCAGGGCUAUUUAAGGCCAGGCUGAGGGCCGGCUGGCUGGCAACCCCAGUAGCCUGUCCUGUGAGCUGCAACCAUGGAUGAUAUCUACAAGGCUGCGGUAGAGCAGUUGACAGAAGAACAGAAGAAUGAGUUCAAGGCUGCCUUUGAUAUCUUUGUCCUGGGAGCGGAGGAUGGCUGCAUCAGCACCAAGGAGCUGGGCAAGGUGAUGAGGAUGCUGGGCCAGAACCCCACACCUGAGGAGCUGCAGGAGAUGAUCGAUGAAGUGGACGAGGAUGGCAGCGGCACAGUGGACUUCGAUGAGUUCCUUGUCAUGAUGGUUAGGUGCAUGAAGGAUGACAGCAAAGGGAAGUCUGAAGAGGAGCUGUCGGAUCUCUUCCGCAUGUUUGACAAAAAUGCCGAUGGCUACAUUGACUUAGAUGAACUGAAGAUGAUGCUGCAGGCCACAGGCGAGACCAUCACAGAAGAUGACAUUGAGGAGCUCAUGAAAGACGGCGACAAGAACAACGAUGGCCGGAUUGACUAUGACGGUGAGCAGCUGGGAGGACCAGGUCCCCUGCUGUUCGUCCUCUACCAGCUCUUACCUCUCUGA